AUGCCAAAUUAUCCAUCAAAUAUAGAACAAAUGUUAUUUAUUCAAAAUUGUUUGGAACAUUUAUUUAACUGUACUUAUGAAAUUAUUUAUUUUUCUGAAUUAAUAAAUCCAGAAUUAAUUAAAUUAUUAUUUGAAGAUUCAAAAAUUCCACUUCAAUUUAAUAUUCUAUACAAUUGUCAAUUUAAUUUUAAAAAUAAUUGUAGCUGUCCAAAUAUUUUAAAUUUUGUUUUGAAUUAUUUGAAAGUUGGGAAUUGGUUAAUAAUUGAUUUUUUGAAAAUUUGGAAUUUGGAAGAUAAUUUAAAAAUUUUAUUUAAUUUGUUGACAAAGGAAGGAAACAAAUUUAAAAAAGUAUAUUGUCAAAGUAUUGGAGAACCAACGAUUUUUAAAAUGAUUAUUAAGGUAAGAAAAUUAUCAUAG
Molecule: messenger RNA, 417 nt
Organism: Meloidogyne enterolobii
Lineage: Eukaryota; Metazoa; Nematoda; Chromadorea; Rhabditida; Meloidogynidae
Source: the annotation of a GenBank genome assembly